UUAUUCAACUCACGCUUAUGAAACAGCUCCCGUUCGCUUCGCUAAAAUAUUGACAGCAGUUGUCCGUCUAAGGACCUUCCUCCAUGAUUUGCCGAGCUGGAUUAACAUGAUCGCUCACUCAAAGAGCCACCAAAAGUCGACAUAGAGAGGCUGAGUUCCCUGAGCUCAGAAGGGGAGGAUGAUCUUCUCCUGUGGGGCAUGGAGGCUCAGGACACGGCUGAGCUCCAGGACAAGACGACAAGCCUGACGCCCAGCGAGGGCACCGAGCCUGGCAGCCCGGCCCGCUUCGCCCGGGCCCACAGCCUCAGCCCCGAGCCUAGCCCCUGGGCUGCCAGCGGUGGUGGCGGUGGCGGCGGCGAGGGAGGGGCCUUGAGUGGCGCUCGCAGGGAUGGAGACAAGGCACCGCCAGCAGUCUACAGUCGGGCCGAGGAAGAGGAGCUGGCCCACUACGACUUCCUGGCCCAGCUGAGGAAGGCCUCCCACCCCGGCGGCCUCCUGGAGAGCCAGACACACAAUGGCAGCGGCGCCUACCACGUCCGCGGUGUCCACGACGACACGCCGCCGCCCACCUGCUGGUCGCCUGGGGAACAUGAGUCACCGGAGGAUAGAGGUAAAGCCCCCUGCCGCUGGAUGGACACGGCUCACUUGAAAUGCCAUUUCUGCGCUGAUGGCCACCACUGUGGCCGAGGUGCUUUCCCAAACCGGCAUUCUGACAUCUUUGACAUCCCCCCUAUGGUCAUGAACCACAACGGAGUCCCACUGAGCCCCGACGCCCUCAGAGGUCUGCUGGCGUGCCCGUUCUGCCAGCGCACCUACCGGCGCGAGGCGGCGCUCCACGAGCACAUCAAGUUCUGCCACGAGAGGGACGAGGGCCAGAGCACGUGCCCCAUCUGCGGCUUCAGCGCACCCUACAGGGCACAGAUGGAGAGGCACAUGCUACUGCACAGCCAGGCUCAGGAGAAGCCUCUCUCUGACACUUCUAUGGAGAGCAGAAAGUUCAAAUGCUUGCAGUGUGGGAAAGCCUUCAAGUACAAGCACCACCUCAAGGAGCACCUCAGAAUCCACAGUGGUGAGAAACCGUAUGAAUGCACGAACUGCAAGAAGCGUUUCUCUCACUCAGGUUCCUACAGCUCUCAUCUCAGCAGCAAGAAGUGCCUCAACGGGGGAGGAGCAGGAUCAGGAGGAGGAGGAGGAGGAGGAGGAGGAGGAGGAGGAGGAGCAGGGCCCUUUAACGGUCACCCCCACCCAGCCUACCUCCACUCCUCCCCCACGUCACCCCUUACAGCUGGAGGUCGCAACAGCACCGUAGGGAAGGGAUCUCCAUAUGCCCAGGAGAGGCAGCUGGGGCAGCUGGGGCAGUUACCAGCCAACCACCAACCAGUCCCUCCCCAGGAGCAGGGCGUGGCCGGCCUCCGAGGCCGGGACCUGAGCAGGCUUUGGGACCCUACAGCGGAGCUCUCCCUCAGGGCCAGCGUCUUCAAAGGCACCACCCUGCUACCCUACCUCUACUCCGGUAGCAAGUUUGAGCACCUGCUGCAGGAGAUGCUGAGGAGGGAGGUGCAGCGGCAGGACGGGGGACCCAUCCGGGAAGAGGAGAGGCCAGGCCGAGGAGAAGCCAGGGGCUCGCCGGAGAGGAGCAGGCACGGAGAGGCUCCGGCGCCUGGAGGGGUGACGUGCCCCUGGUGCUCUCAGCUCUUCCCGAACAGCGCCGUACUGCUGCAGCACGAGCGCUACCUCUGCAAGAUGAACCACCGCAGCGAGGCAGCUAUGGAGGCGGCCGACAACCCCAGGGCCAAAGAUGGCUCCCCACUCAACUUCUCCAGGCCCUCUCCGCAUCGGCAUUCACAUCCGCAAGAACCCCAGAAGACACCCACAGCCCUCAGCAAUGGCCUCCCCAAAGAGCACUCGCCGCUGCAGCGCAGCCCCUGGCAGUCAGUGCCCCAACAGCUCCUGGUGGCCAUGCAGUCUCCCAUGCAGCUCCGCCCCGACACCGCCCUGCCCUACUGGCCCCACCCAGAGGUCGGCAGCCCCGGUGGCAAAACCAUGGUCAGUCCUGGCGCCGCCGCCACCACCGGCAACACUGACAUCCCCUUUUCGCCCAUGCAAGACCGCAGGCGCCUGCUCUCCUCGGGAUUCACCUCCCCGCUCGGCCUGGACCUCUCCACCACGGGUGGGUCCCCCCCCAGCCGAUCUGCCGCACCCUGCAGAACCCACGGCUCGGCCGGCUCCCAGAGUGAGCCCCUAGAUCUGUCCAUGCCGAAGGCCCCGGCACCAGAGCACCAGAGGGAGAGGGCCUGUAACGGCACGUCGCGGGCCGAGAGGAGAGACUCAGAGGGGCUGUACAGGAGGCUGACACCACCCCCGCAGCAGCUGCCGGGGUAUGGGGGGGCUCCGCCACUCCAACCGGGCGGUCCCUUCGGGGGAGCCCCAAUGUUCGGGGGCUCCGUCUACGGAGCCUACCCUCUCUUCAAUCCCAUGAUUCCCGCCGGACUCCAAGGCACGGGGCACGAGAGCAUGCCGUCGCUUCCUGUCAACAGGGCGGCGCCUAACGCCGGCUUCCUAUCGCCAAUGGCGUACAUGCUGGACUCGGACACAGAGUCUGUCCUGAAGAGGAUCCAUCAGGAGAGGCAGGCGUUAAUGGUGAGUCUCGCACAAACACACAGUCGUACAGUCAAACCGCUCGUCAGCGAGGCCUUGAACCGCGGCUGCCUCGACUACCUCUCUGUGGUGGGGGAGGAGGGGCUGGAUGGAGACGGAGGCCCGGGGCGCAAGAGGCUGAGGAAGACGGAGGAGGGCCUGUACGCCUGCGACAUCUGCGACAAGACAUUCCAGAAAAGCAGCUCGCUGCUACGUCACAAGUAUGAGCACACAGGGAAACGUCCCCACGAGUGCAAGAUCUGCAAGAAGGCCUUCAAGCACAAGCACCACUUAAUCGAGCACAGCCGCCUACACUCUGGCGAGAAACCCUACCAGUGUGACAAGUGUGGCAAGCGCUUCUCGCACUCUGGCUCCUACUCCCAGCACAUGAACCACCGCUACGCCUACUGCAGCCGGGACCACGACCCAGACGCCGACGGCCUGGCUGAGGAGUUGUCCAUGGGGGAAGAGCCUCGCUACCAGACCCCGGGCCUGGACCUCGCUCCUGAGCAGAGCACAGCGACCACCACCACCACCAACACCACCUCCACGACGACUCCAGAGGAGACUUCCACCUUCCUCAGCGACUCCAGCCUGGACGGAGCCUCUGGAGGGCUCAGGGAGGAGGAGGAGGAGGAGGAGGAGGAUGAGGAAGACGAGGAGGAGGAACGGGCACUGGGUAACUAUAGAGAGGAACUGAAGGCAGACUCUGAGGUUGGGGCUGAAGAUCUCCGAGGGAGCCCCAGCCCCGUACUAGAGGCGGCACUGAAGAGCCAGGAGGAGGGCGGCAGCAGGUCGAACAGAGGUGGGGGAGGGAGGGCCGAGACGAACGGGGAGGUGAAUAACCACUGUGACCGAAAUGAAGAGGAUGCAGCGAUGGAGCAGAGAUGGACACCGGAGAAAAAGAAUCGCAGCACAGAUGCCAGAUGUGAUGACCAGGCAUGAGAUAGAAUGGUCUGCAGGACGAAACGAAGUUAGCGAAGCCUCCCACACUCUGAUAAAUAAGGAGGGAAAUGUGCCAAGAGGCCAGCUGCGAUCAAAAUGUGAACAAGCCAAAAUAUCUCAAGUGCCUGAGGAUAGUCAAAGCCAUUUUAAAAGACCUUGUUCUUUUCUACCUGCAUUCCAAAUCAUCAGUCACACACUUUAAAAUGUGUCUCUAAAACUGAUUGUAAAUAAACCUGGAAGAUUCACCGAAAAGAGAAAGACUCCAAUUAAUUCGGUUUCCAGUUUCAGUUUAUUUUUUAGAACAUCUGUACAUAAUAUCAACCAUACAGCAGACCUGUAGUUGAAUCCAAAUCACAAGAAGAGUGAUAUGCACAUAUAUAUAUAUAUAUAUAUAUAUAUAUAUAUAUUAACAGGCACUGGUGAAGGACAGUCUCUCAUACAAGCUCAUAACUCUUUACUGAGAAAACAUUCACUCCACUGAACCACUGAAACUCCUCUGGACUGAAAACCACUGACUAUGGGCUCUCGGCAGCAUUUCAUACCAUGCCGCUCAAAACCUAUUUACAUUUCCAGGAGAAAUGACACUUUCUCGUAACGCUUGUUGAAAUGUUUUCAACAUCAGGACAUUUGCCUGUGCCUUUCCCACCCAGCUGUGCAAUAGCCAACCGUCUCACUACAUGACAGAUCAGACAGUGCUUGUCAUGUAAACACAGACAUUCUGUGUGGACAGACAGAUGAAACUUGGAGAGCUUUACCGUGUCAAUUUUAUGACAGUUUUAAUUCUUUGUUAGUUCGAAAUUCUAGGAGAAGUGGCCUCGUGGCUAAGACCACACAGUAUUACAAAGUGUCUGUAAUAAAUGCUCUGUUGCUGCAGUAUUUAUAAAGUGAUGGGUGAGACAAUUAUUUUAAAGAUGGCACCACAAAUACACCCAAUCAUCUAACCAUGCUCAUGUUUACGGGAUUCUCAGAUGCAGAGUUUGGCAGCCGUGGGCCUCAACCGGGCCUGAAAGUUGAUCCUUUUAGUAAAGUUGAGUUUACAAAAACAUUAUUUAAGGCCUGCACAUGUCUGAAGACUGUUCUGCAUGCGAAGCAUAUGGUUCUUAUGCCUUGUAUGCCUUGUAAUGUGUGUGAAGCUUUGAACUACAAACACUGUGACUCGUCUGACACCAGAUUUUAAGUCAGUGUUGAGCUGUCCUGUGAUCAACUCUGUAGCUUCUCUCCAUACUGUCGCAGACUUUCUGUCUGGUGGAAACGCAAAGAAUUAUGCACCUCUUUUCUCUUCAGUUGAGGUUGUGAACCUUUGUAGCUUGUACUGCAACAUUACACAACGUGGUUACUAAUGUGGUGCUCAGCCUGCGCUUGUUGUUAAGCUUUAAAUACGAAGUUUUUUGCUUUAAAACAUAAACAUCUUUACUAUGCAUCUCAAUUGUGUAAAAUGCUCUGUUCUGUUUCACUUCUGUUUUUUUUCCUUAUCAGUGGAAGAUUGGUGUACUGGUGUUAAAAGUAAAAACAAAUCGCAUCAGUCCCCAAUGAAUUUGUUUACAAAUUCCUUUUUUUUUACUGUGGUGUUGCCAAGCAACAUUGGCAAGUUAGAAAUCACUUGUUUUCAAAUUCCAUCUCUUAAGCUUUUUAUACAAUUUUGUAAUAAGUAUUUUCAAUUGUGAAUACAAUUUUGUAAUAAAGAUGUACAUAUUUUGA
Clupea harengus (Atlantic herring) is the source of this 5280-nucleotide messenger RNA. RefSeq names its product zinc finger E-box-binding homeobox 1-like. Bases 199 to 3582 code for a protein of 1127 amino acids. Gene Ontology annotation, molecular function: RNA polymerase II cis-regulatory region sequence-specific DNA binding; DNA-binding transcription factor activity, RNA polymerase II-specific. Gene Ontology annotation, biological process: anatomical structure development; regulation of transcription by RNA polymerase II. The record is from RefSeq and is a predicted model, not a curated record. Lineage: Eukaryota; Metazoa; Chordata; Actinopteri; Clupeiformes; Clupeidae. The transcript is spliced from 8 exons.